CAUGCAUCUGAGCAAGCAUCUGAGUCGUCCUGACGUUUGACCAUAAGCUUUUAACACCGCCUGACUUGGAACUCAGUAUUUGCUUGGCUGCUCAAAAAUUACUUGUUGGCUUGUGAAUCGAUUUUGUUGCUUUAUCUUAUCAGUGUGCGAUACACUGUGCUGAAAAAUGAUUAGCCGAAUCACUUGAAAUUGUGUCUAUCGGCCACGCUACUGCUGCUUCGAAUUUGCUAAUUAUAUAUUGCUAGUUUUUGUCUCACAUACCUCAUUUCUGAGAGCUGUCCUGGGUACAAAUCACAUCACAGUUACGUAUGCUGGGCACCUAAUUGUAACGGAACGUUAUAUUGUAAUUCAGGGCUGCGGAGUCGGUGGAUUUUCGGCGACUCCGACUCCGACUCCGACUUUAAAAAACCAGCUCCGACUCCGACUCCGACUCCGGGCAGAAUUGUCGACUCCGACCGACUCCAACUCCCGACUCUGACUCCGCAGACCUAGCAGGGCUGCAGAGUCGACGGAUUUCCGGUGACUCCGACUCUGACUCCGGCUCGGGUUUCUAAAAUCAACUCCGACUCCGACUCCGGUCACAACUGUCGACUCCGACCGACUCCGACUCCGACUCCGACUCGACUCCGCAGCCCUGUAUUGUAUGACUACCCUUCAAAGCCAUUAUGCAUUAGCCAUGAUGCAAACGGGUAGAAGUACGGCAUUUAUGGUGAAACUGCAAUCUAAAAACAUCAAACAUAUCAGAUCUUGUUUGUCAAGUCUUGCGUCAGUGCUCAAUAAUUCCCUCUGCAAGCAACAUCAGCAUCAGCUACAGAAUGGUGGUUUGGAUCUUGAGAGGAUCAGUGGCCUUCCCAUUGUCCACCACCCUGGCUAUGUGUGCCAGCUGCCUGCUGGGCACAGCUUUCCAAUGGCAAAGUUCAACAUGAUCUUUGAUCUGUUGGUGAAAGAUGGAGUAAUUGACAGCUGCAAACAGCUGCUUACACCAGAGGCUGUGUCCCGGGAGGUGGCGUGCCUUGUCCACUCUGAGGAGUAUGUGGACAAGUUCUUCAAUGGACACACUACCAGCCAGGAGCAGAGGGUUACCGGUAUCCCGUGGUCGCCGGGCCUGGUCUCCAGGGUUCGAUAUGAAACCGGUGGGACGGUGCUGGCGGCGCGCGCGGCGCUGCAGCGUGGUCUGGCGUGCAGUACCGCCGGCGGCACGCACCACGCCUUCCCCGGCCACGGCUCGGGCUACUGUUUCCUGAACGACCUGGCGGUGGCGGCCCGACUGCUGGGCGCCGGCGAUAACCCCCGUCGGGUGCUCAUCGUAGACCUCGACGUCCACCAGGGAGACGGCACCGCGGCCAUCUUCGCCGGCGACGAGCGCGUGUUCACCUUCUCGGUGCACUGCGAGAAAAACUUUCCGCUGAGGAAGCAACGCUCAGAUCUGGAUGUCGGCCUUGACAUGCACACGGCAGACGUCGCCUAUAUGGCAGCACUGCGCAAUCAUAUGGCAGCACUGCUCGACCUCUUCCGGCCAGACUUGGUCCUUUAUGACGCCGGCGUUGACCCCCAUGUCAACGACGUGCUCGGCAAGUUGGACCUCUCCGACCAGGGUCUGUUCGACCGUGACUAUUUCGUGAUGAGCGAGACGGUCCGUCGAGGAAUUCCGUGCGCUACCGUGAUCGGUGGAGGCUACUCCCGAGACCUCUCCGAACUGGCCCGGAGGCACACGAUAGUUCAUCGCGCCGCUACUAGGGUGUACCAGGAGAGACUCGGCUCGUAAAGCCACUGGAGCAUGCUCAACUCAUCACUGCCUCGACCUACGGCCGCUGUGUACUUGGGGAGACUCAGUUAUAACCUCAUUGGACCGUGGCUCGCUGCGCCAAAAGCGCCUUGUGCUGGAAGCUAGUUAUAUGCGAAGUUCACAAAACCUGCAAUCUGAAGAUUUGGCUAUUAUAAAUUCGGUCCAAGAGGUUCUGCUAAUGUGACGUUAUCAAAGUAAUCCUAAGUGUGCUAUUCUUGCAUCAAAACUCGGCACCAAACGCUGCUAAUAUUUGGGAGCUCUAAAACUUUGAGGUCGG
Amphibalanus amphitrite is the source of this 2063-nucleotide messenger RNA. RefSeq lists its product as uncharacterized. Gene Ontology annotation, molecular function: histone deacetylase activity. The transcript has 6 exons. The record is from RefSeq and is a predicted model, not a curated record. Bases 644 to 1765 code for a protein of 373 amino acids. Lineage: Eukaryota; Metazoa; Arthropoda; Thecostraca; Balanomorpha; Balanidae.